Molecule: messenger RNA, 3210 nt
Organism: Cyanistes caeruleus (blue tit)
Lineage: Eukaryota; Metazoa; Chordata; Aves; Passeriformes; Paridae
Source: RefSeq, a predicted model, not a curated record
CCCUUUUCAAAAACAAUUGCCUAAGGCAUAGACUGGGCUCUGUGCUCUGCAAAUUUAUGAAAGAAUAUUGAAAAAAGGCUCUGAGAGCAGCUUUGGGAGAAGGUAGUUGUAAAUAUGAUGUGAAAAAGCAGCCUUAUGCACCUUUAGAAAAGCACAGAAUGGUGGUUAGUGCCACCAUUUAUGGACUUCCUUCCUCCUUGGAGGCUGGAGGCUAUUUGUGGAGAGGGAAGAAAUAGCAGGCUCACAUGGAACUGUCGCUGUGUUAUGUAAAAUGUAUGUUGGUUGCUGGUUUACUGGUGAGAGCUGGUAUCUGCUGUCACUAUUUUGAGAGGCUUUGCACUUGAAAAAGAGACAAUUUGCCCAAUCAAAGCAGCUACAUUUUAUUGAAGUAAAUAAGGCUGAAUGUCCUUGAAACAGAAGAUGAGUUGGUUGGAUGAAUCAUGGGUGAUCAUCAAUGCAAAGGUUCUUUUUUACAUGAAAAUGUUUUUGUAAUGAAAAUAACACAGAGUUUUAAAUGCUGUGACACAUUUUUCCUUUAGCUUCUUAAGAUUUUUCUCACACAACCAACUGUUUAGGGCAACACAUUUGUGUGGUCAAAAAGUUGUAUGUUUGCCAACAGCACAAAUUAUCAGUAGUAGGAAGUGAGAAUUAUGUGAAUUACUUAUGUGGGUUAUAUUUCUCUUGGAGGUUGGCCACGCAAUAUACACUUCCAUAGUCUCUAAGAGUGGCUUCCCAUAUCAGAUCAAUGCUCCACAGAAGUAGGAGCUAAAACUUGCACAAGCUUAAUGAAUUCCCCUGUCUUGACAGCAUCUUAAACCAGACUCUGAAGGGAAAGAAAAGAGCCAGAACUUCCACUGGUCUGGCAGACUGCAUCCUGGGUAUAAUCUAUGGCAAGAUGUAAGAUUCUUUGUUUAUUUUCCCAGGUGUAUUACUCCUGUGGUGCAGUGGUGGAAUCAAUGGAAAGAGGCCUGAUUUUGUCACCAGGUUUUCCAAACAACUAUUACCCAGGGACACACUGCGUCUGGCAGUUUUUCAUUCCCAUGAGAACCCAUCUCAUCUUGGAAAUAUUUGACUUUGACAUUUUUGAGAGCUCUAGUGAAACUCCAACCCCCUGGGAUGGCUUUACAGCCCCUGCUACAACAGAAAAUAAGGACAUGCCUUCUCUUGAGGAAAACCUGGAAUUUGCUGUCCACACCACAAAACCCUCUCUCCGGGCCUCGACAUCAAAGGUGGCUCAGAAUCUGAGCAGCACCAGAGACCAGUCAAAGGACCUUGCUGGUCACCUGAGUGAACUUCCGGGAACCAUCUCAAAAAAAGAUGAAGCCAAACAAGCAUCUGAAGAAAACCAGUGGAAGCAGAUGAAGGAACCCAAAGCAAUUACCAAGGAGGAGCUGCCAUUCCCCGUGGCUGGUAGUGUCUCAAUGCAGAGGCAAAAUACCAGUGGCCUGGAAACAGGAGAGGAUUUGGAAGGGAAGAUCUUGCUUGCCCACCUGGCUGCUAGUGAGAGAAAUGAAGUCACAGUAGAGAGCUGGACUCUUCCCUCAACAGCAUUGCCCUUGGAAAUCUCCUCCAGCCCUCAGUCAGCAGUGGAUGUCUGUCCCCAUGAUGUAUUAUAUGUUUCCGAUCUCAUCACAUUUUCCUCUCGCUUCUGCGGCCCAAAUUCCCCUGUAAACAAGACCAUGGUCUUUGGUUCCUCUCUGGAAAUGGUUGAGGUUAUUAUGGAGCUGAUCACCACCACGGACCGGGGCCGAGGCUUUGCGAUGCUGUUCGAGUACAGGAACAUCACUGACCCCAGCACUGUGGAUGCUGUGAGGCAGGAGAGGAAGGAGAACAUGAUGAUGCUGGCAAUUGUAACAGGGAUCAUUGUUUUUGCUCUUGCUUUGCUCUCUGCCCUCUGUGUAGCUUGCAGGCAGAGAACGUGCCCCAAAAGGAGCUCAUCCAACGCAUGCAGUGACCAGGAGAACAGGAUCCAGAACUCCACUGUCGAUAUCAAUGAGCUCCAGCUGGUGGUGCCAAGUCGGGAGAAUGAAAACAACAACCACUCUGUGAGCCGGGAGCAGGCGGGUAAGUGCAGGGCAUUGGCCGGAGCAGGUCAGGGCACCCCGGAGCCCUGGGCCAGUUCAUCAGAUAGUUUCUUCCCCACAGCCCUUGUCACUGUCUCGCCCAUGCACAGCUGGAGAGCUACUCCACAGCAGAAAGCCUUUGUUGUGGGGCUGUCCUUUGCUGCUCCCCCCUCCCUGGUAGGGUAACUCCCCUGGCAAGGAGCUCACACAAGUACAGCUCCAGCACGCUGCCAACACAAGCUGUCGCAGCACAUGGCAUUGCAGAGACACUGGGUUAGCAGAGCAAAUGCGUUGGGUUCAGCCUGCUACAAACAACUUACACAGAUCCAUAAACUGCAGAAGAGUUUCACCUGCCCCAGCUUAACUUUGUCCAGAAAGGAUGGGGUUUACAAUGCUCAAAUUGUCUUUGGCCAACUCCAGCUCCCGGAGCUCAGUUUCUGUGGGUCUAUAUGGAUGGAGGUGCUUUGGGUGACAUUUACCUCAGUGUGCUUCCAGAAAAAAGCAUCCCAGCCAAGCUGCAGAGAAUGUCACUUGCUGCAAUUUUGAGUCACAGCAUAUGAACUGUCCCAGUGCCCCUUCUGGUUAGUGGAGGCCAACAGGGAGCAACUUUAUGCGGAGUUGUGACACACCAUCAGUUUCCCCAUGAACCAUCAGCCACUACACACUCAGCUCUCACAAGGGCAUUUCCAUAAAAAGCUAAUUCUGUGCUCCCAGCCAUGACUGCUUCCCAUCUCCUUCUUGAGGUUGUGGCCAGAGUUCUCCUUGCCUGGACCAGAUGAUAGGCCUUGGGGACACAUGCAGACACACACCCCCUCCAUGGCCCUCCAGGAGCAUCAGGCUGCCUGUAGAAGCUGCUUCACUGGGGUUUAACAAAAAACUACAGCUCCAAAUAUUAACAUGUAUGAGUAAAUAAAAAUAAAUAAUGAUUUGAGCAAGUCUGCAAGUUUCUGAUCUGCAGCACAACAUCAUGUGUUUAACACAAGGAAUUUCAGCUCAUGACUUUUUUUAUUAGAAAGCAGACCCAAGGACGUUUCUCCUCUCCUUUUUUGUUUUUUUUUUUUAAAGCUUGCACUUUCAGGAGAGCAAACUGUUGACUUGAAUUUUGCUCUGGCUGGUGCAACAACCAGCCAAAGCCCAUUCCGGAGUG